AUGCGACUUUCGGUCGUAUUCGAACUGCUGUUGAUCUUUUUGAUCAUAGCUUUUGCGGCCUACGGUAGAGUGGGUAAGUCUGGGAAUUUAUCAAUAAAUCUUCACAUUGCUAUAAUAACGAGUAUUUUCGUUUUUUAGUCCCGGAUAACAAAGUGCCGUGGAAUACCGGAUUGAUCGAUGUACAAGAACAUUUGAAAAUGAUGGGUCGGGCCAGGCAAGCCAACGUUCCACAAGCAGCGCCUCCCAAUCGAUACUGCGCUUGCUCCAACCUUAUGUGCAACUGUUGCCGAGAUUUUUCUCUGCCGGUCGUUCCCAUAAAAGGACCAGGUAAAACAAAUUUUACACGUUUACCGUAAUUUUGAAAAAUCGUUAGGUUUUAACCAAGUUAAAAAUGAGUAGCUAUAGUUAAUUGCGUCAUCAAAAAUAUAUUACGUUUUCAGUAAUUGCAAUUGGUCCGUGGGAUUUACCUCGACUGCAAUUUGACAUAUUAAAAUAACAUUAUGAUGAUUGAUGAGUAAUAAUCGUGACGGGUUUUCGUAUAGGUUGCGCGUCGUUGAAAUAUUUGAAAGGUGACCAAAUGAUGGUGACUAUGAGCUUUGGAGACAGGGUAUUGCGUAACACGACCAUAUCCGGGAAAAAACCCAAGCCCGUGUGCAUGGCCUUGCCAGGAGGAAUAUCUAAGUUCUGUGGUCGGGUGUAUGGUAUAUCAAGGGACGGUGAUCAGUUCAAAGCUUGUCUGGGACUCGAACUCAGGGCCCUCGAUGACGUCGAGGCCGCGUUGAGGGUGUCGUGUUUCCGGUUCGGGCCACAAGGCAUGAAAGUUGAACCGGCCCAACCGUUGCCUGCGUCCCAGACGCUGCAGGGUGAGGACGAGGAAGACGAGGACGACGACGAUGACGAGGAUGAUGAUUAUGGCCUAGGAGGUAGUGAUGACGACGAAGAGGACGACGACGACGCAGUGGACGACGACUCGGAGAACGAUGUGGAGUCGACCGGUGACGCGGACUACACGGGCCUGAGCGCACUGAGCACGGAUUUCCUGGACAGUCUGUUUGGCGGUGGUGGCGCAGAAGAGGAUCAGGAAACGGAGACCAGCGCGGCCAAGCCAACAGUGAAACCCGCGGUUACGGUCAAGGCAAAAGCGACUACGCCGCAGUCGGUGACUAGCCAGCAGCAACAAGUAACGGAGAAACAGCUACAGCAGAGUAGCGCUGAAUCGGUGACGUCUACCUCGUAUACAGUAAGCGUUGUACAAGAUUCAGGCGUAUCUUCGUCGUCGUCAUCCGAAGUGUACGACGAAGUGAGACCGACGGUCAUACCACUUAACGACAGCCCGACGGAUCGCGUGGAAACGGUGCCCACGACGAUCACGGCCGCGGUGAACAACAAGAACAAGGACAAGGAUUAUGAUGACGACGAUGACGAAGACGACGACGACGAUGAGGACAUCGUGUCCGACAUAAUUGAGACGUCAUUGAAUGCGGUGGGCAUGUCGGACACGGCGGACAAGAACUCGACGACAAGCUCGGUGGUGGCGACGACCAAGUCGGCGGUCGCGGACAAACCGGCGGUGACGACCGAAGCGGCGUCCACGUCGACAACGGAUGACAGUGGUCCGGCCGGCAAAGACUACGAUGAUGACGACGAAGACGACGAUGACGGCUUCAGGAGUUUCAAGCAAUUCAAGCACAGUGUGAUGCCGGUGGCCAUCGUGCCGAACGACAGGCGGGGCAGGACGCACAGGAGGAUGAGGCUGUCCUCACUGAACGACGAGUCGUCAAUACAUUUCAUGAAGAAAGUGUAA
Cinara cedri is the source of this 1804-nucleotide messenger RNA. The record is from the annotation of a GenBank genome assembly. Lineage: Eukaryota; Metazoa; Arthropoda; Insecta; Hemiptera; Aphididae.